AAAGAGCCAACGUGUAAAGCUCUGCCCACUUGUUUACAUCGUGAUUGUUUUCGCUCUUCCUAAUCAAGCAAAACGCACUUGUUUGCCGAUCCCUUGAUGUAAUUAAAAGAAACAUGUUGGAGAAUUUAAGAGAUAAAAUUCUAAACGUUCAGUAUGAUUUAUCAGCCAGCUUUAGGAAUUUAGCUACUGGAGAUUCUCAGUCAAGAGCAAAGAAGCAAAGCUAUAAAGGGAUAUCCCAGAAUGCAGGAGGAGAUUUACUUCACUAUUACCAACAAUUAUGGGCCGAGCUUCAUGACAAUGAUGCAUCCAGUGCUAAAAAAGCUGAGGAAGUGGAUGCCAUUAUAGGAAAACUUCAUUCAUACUGUUUUGAACAUCUGUCUGUUAUUCGACAAUUAAACACCCAACUUGCAUCUCUUCCUCAAUUACAGACAAGUAUAUUGGAUCUAAUGAGUAAAAUAGGUGAGUUAGAAGGUAUAUUUGAAGAAGUCGAAGAUGCUCUCAUGAAUUUAGAAGAUGUUAUAGAAACACAAGAACUUCAAGAAAGACAACUUGAUCAUAGAUUUCAGCUUGCAAUGUAUAAAGAGAAAAAAUUAGCUGAUUUUGAAGAUAUGAAAGUUAAACUGGGUGAAGAACAUGCUCACAGAGUUUUUGAAUAUGAGAAAAAGCAGGAGGCAGUUUUAAGAGAAAGACAGAACACUUUCCAAGAAGCAUUUGAAGAAGAAUUGCAACAGUACAAAACUCAUGGUAUUAAAGAGUUGAGAAAAAGGGUGUCAAGUCAGAGUAGUGCAACAUCUGUAUCAUUGGAGGAGAUUGAUCUUGAAGAAGAUAUAUCAGCUUUAGAUGAUUUUCUAGGGGAAGAUAAUCCUGAAGAAACUAAUGUGAAAGCUGAGGAACAAGAAUCAAGUGAUAAUGAACCCAAUAAUGGAGCUAAUGUUGAAACAACUAUUUCCUCAACAGAUCACACAAGAUCUCCACAAGAUCAAAAGCAAUGAUAUAAUUAUUUUUAGCAUGUAUAUUUGGGCACUAAUUUAAAAUAAUUUAUAGCA
Molecule: messenger RNA, 1046 nt
Organism: Stegodyphus dumicola
Lineage: Eukaryota; Metazoa; Arthropoda; Arachnida; Araneae; Eresidae
Gene: Dysb
Product: dystrobrevin binding protein dysbindin
Biological process (GO): negative regulation of protein kinase activity
Cellular component (GO): cytoplasm
Source: RefSeq, a predicted model, not a curated record